Eupeodes corollae is the source of this 17172-nucleotide messenger RNA. RefSeq names its product cadherin-related tumor suppressor (gene ft). Gene Ontology annotation, cellular component: cell-cell junction; plasma membrane. The transcript is spliced from 9 exons. NCBI's taxonomy places the organism in Eukaryota, Metazoa, Arthropoda, Insecta, Diptera, Syrphidae. The record is from RefSeq and is a predicted model, not a curated record. Bases 797 to 16228 code for a protein of 5143 amino acids. Gene Ontology annotation, molecular function: calcium ion binding. Gene Ontology annotation, biological process: homophilic cell-cell adhesion.
UUUUGAGAGGUAUCGUUUCGCGGAUUUGUUAAAUUUUCCUCUCUUUUAUUUGUAUUUGAAUUGAAUUUUGUUGUACCUAUCCUGGAGUUUUAAUAAAUGGCUAACGAUUGAAAAUAAUAUAAUUUUUCGAAUAUUAUUUAAACACAGGUGUCGAAUAUAACAAAUUUGAAAUUGGAAAAAUAUUUAUUUUUUAAAAAUAAUAGUGCAAUUUUGUGAAAACAAAAAAAAAAAAAGAAAAUUCGAAUGAUUUUCUUUUAAUAUUUUUGUAUACGAGUGAUUAUUGAAGAAAAAGGAAGAUAAUAAAAAUAAAGUGAAAAAAUAAGUGAGAAAUAUUAUAAAAUUUUACAAAAAUUGUUUCAGAAAAUAUUAUGAAAUAAUUAAAGAAAAAAAGAUAACUUGUGUGUAAUUGUGUACUCCAUGGUUCAUUAGUGCAACAUAAAAGAGCUCUUUAUUCCACCAAACCCCCUUAACUACGAGUGAAUUUUUUGAAUACUACAAAAAAAUAAAAAUAAUAUUAUAGUCUCCCUUUUGUGACGGUAUAGUUGCGCAAAAUGGCGCGGUUUCGUGGUAACGUCGUGGCCGCGAAAAAGUUUAACGAACAGAAUAAGUGUUAACGUCGUCGAAAACACUUAACACCGAUUAAUGUUCCGAAAAAUCGGUACAUUUUUGGAGAAAAAAUACAAAACAACAAAUAAUUAACAAGUGCUCAUCGCCUGCUGAUGGAUCAAUGUUUAAAUCAAAAGUACAAAAACCAAAAGAAACAAAAUUUUAUUAAAAAUUUCGCUCACAAGCAAUUAUGACGUUCUGCAGCCGAUUGGUGAACGAAUCGGUGCCCAGAAUGUGUGUCAUAUCUACAAAAGUAGUCCAAACUAAAUCAUCAUCAUCAAUUUUGUCUUCAUCUUCAUCAUUAUCACCAUCGAGGAGUAUAAAUUCGAAAACAACAAUAACAACGAGAUACUUAACUAGCAAAUGGCUGCUUGCGAUAGCAAUCGGGUUCUUGAGUCUAUCGUGCGUCGCCGUUGUCAAUGGAGUGCAUGUACCCGGCCCGGGUCCGGGAAGCCUCUCAUCAUCGGCUCAAUAUACAGCAUUUCCGCGACGAAGGUCAUCGGCCGACGGAAGCGGUCAGAUGCAGUCGCGAGCAGUUGAUAAAACUGUUUAUCUGAAUGUGGACGAGGGCAAGCCACGUGGCACAGUGGUAGGUUCGAUAACAGUCGAACCGGGGUUCACCUAUCGGUUCAAUGAACCACCCCGGGAGUUUACCCUCGACCAGAACACGGGGGAAAUUAAGACUAAUAUGGUCCUAGACCGCGAAGGAAUGCGGGACCGCUACGAUCUGGUGGUGCUAUCCAGUCAGCCAACUUAUCCCAUCGAAGUUCGCAUCACAGUGAACGACGUGAAUGACAAUCCGCCAGAGUUCCCCGAACCCAGUAUAGCGGUGUCCUUUCCAGAGAGUGCCGCAUCAGGAACUCGCCUGCUGCUCGACGCGGCAACGGACCGCGAUACCGGAGUGAAUAGUGUCACCAAUGACUAUCGCAUCGUGGAUGGCGAUCAUGACAACAAGUUCAGUCUGGCGGUGACGACAAAUCCUAGCCGCGAUGUGUCAUACCUGCAUCUGGUUACAACUAAAACUCUGGACCGCGAAUCUUGUGGAUUCUACUCGUUGAAUAUCUCAGCACGUGAUGGUGGAUAUCCACCGCUAUUUGGGUAUCUGCAGGUGAAUGUAACCAUUGUGGAUGUGAACGACAAUCCGCCGAUUUUCGACCACAGUGACUAUAAUGCGUCAUUGAUUGAAUCCGUGCUGCCAGGCACACCGGUUCUGCAAGUGAUGGCAUCCGAUAAUGAUUUGGGUGAUAACAGUAAGAUCACAUACUACCUGUCCGACACUGAGGAUCGCUUCACAGUGGACCCAGAGACAGGUGUCAUCUCGACGACCCAGCGACUCUCGUGUAAGGACCCAAAUUGCCAGACCGACUCGUGUUCAAAAAGUUGCGUGUUCACUGUAUAUGCCCGCGAUCAUGGUUCUCCUCGUCAAGAUGGACGCACUUAUGUCACCAUAAGCUUAGUCGAUACGAAUGAUCACGAUCCAGUGAUAAGAUUCCAGUACUUUCCUCCAACGGGCAGCUUUGCAACUGUUGAUGAAAACGCGCCCAAUGGCAGUGUGGUAGCUGCAGUAUCUGUGGUCGACAUGGACGAGGGGCUGAAUGGAGAUACGAGUAUAAGGAUUGUAUCUGGCAAUGAGAUGCAACACUUCCGCCUUGAAAAGACUCCCAGUUUUGAUAUUGUGCGUGUGAAUGGUGCACUUGAUCGUGAGGAGAUUGGCAAAUAUAAUCUGACAGUGGUGGCAAUCGACAAAGGAACUCCUCAGCGGACCGCUACCGCAUACCUCAUCAUUCAUGUGAACGACGUCAACGAUCAUGAGCCGGUGUUUGAAAAAUCAGAAUAUACAGCGGUGCUGAGUGAACUGGCUCCACCGGGCACGUAUGUUGCCAGCAUCACAGCCACGGAUGAGGACACCGGGGUCAAUGCACAAAUUUCGUACACUUUCGUCUCCGGCAACGACAAACAAUGGUUUAGCAUUGAUGCAGCCUCUGGAUUGAUAACAACACGCGCCGCACUAGAUCGUGAAAUCCAGGGCACCGUGGAGUUAAACAUAUCUGCGCGGGACGGUGGUCCCAAUCCCAAAUGGGCACACACUGAACUUAAGGUAACCAUACUCGAUGAGAACGACGAAGCGCCACAAUUUUCCCAACCGCACAUCAAUGUUAGUUUGAGCGAAAAUACCCCAGCACAGGCAUUGGUUGCAAUGCUAACAGCGGCCGAUCACGAUCAGGGAACGAAUGGCAGUGUCACCUAUACGUUACCCGCGAUCGUUCAACAAAAAUAUCCCGACCAAUUCGCCCUUGACUCGUUGACUGGUCAAUUAACCACAAAGCAUCAGCUCGAUCGUGAGACGAUCGCGCAUUAUGAGAUUUUUGUGGUGGCUCGCGAUCAGGGUGCACCACCGCAAUCGUCAACUGCUACCGUGUAUUUAACCGUCGAGGAUAUCAACGAUAAUAGCCCAGAAUUUUAUCCCAAACAAUAUUUCCAAACGAUCGCCGAUGAUACACCGAUCGGAACAUCCAUACUUAAGGUAACUGCCACCGAUCGUGACUUCGGUGAUAAUGCUUUAAUUACCUACAAGCUGGAGAGCGGCAACGUUGAUAAUCUAUUUACUAUUGAUGCCCAUUCGGGGGUGAUCAGCUUGUCCAAGAACAGUGGCAAUGGUGGCAACAAAGCACUAUACGAACUGAUCAUAUCGUCAAAGGAUCAUGGCGAUCGUCAGUCGGAACGCAACGCCGUCGUCGAGAUUCUGAAACAAUCAAAAAUGGAAAGUUUAGAAUUUGAUUCUUAUGCUGGAUAUGAAUUCCAGAUCGUCGAGGAUCAUGGAACCAAUCCAAAUCCCGACAUCGGCCGUGAGGUGGGCAAGGUUCAGGUGAAGGCGGAAACUAAGCACCAACAACAAGCGAUCGAGUAUGCCAUUGUGUUUGGGGAUCCUGAUGAAAACUUCGAAAUAAAUCCUCGCACCGGGGUCAUAACAACAGCAAAGCGGAUCGAUCGUGAAUCGAUGAUUCAAUACAGCCUAACGAUAGUUGCCCGCGCCGGAUUGGCAUACGGUCGUACAACAGUGAACAUAUCGAUUCUAGAUCUAAACGAUAAUGCACCAAUUUUUGCCCACGAUCGUGAUGAGAUCCUGCUCGCUGAGAACUCUGCCGUUGGUCAAGAGGUGUACUUGUCACGGGCUCGUGAUAGAGACUCGGGAAUUAAUAGUCAUGUAUCCUACAGUCUUACAUACAAUCCCGAUGAGCAAUUUCGCAUUAGCACAGCAACUGGUGUGCUGUACCUAAAUCGACCGAUCCGUGCCGAGCCGGGGACAGUUUUGCACGUUGAGCUGACAGCAACCGAUGGUGGCACUCCGAUGGCGCUCUCCUCCAAGAAUACCAUCACCAUCCAGAUAGCCGAUGUUAACGAUCAUACACCUGUCUUCGAUCAUACCUCCUACGAGACGUCUCUGUUGGAGUCGACACCGGUGAACGCUCGCUUCUUUGCAUUGGCCGCCUCCGAUGCUGAUCUGGGAGCCAACGGCAGGAUAUCCUAUGAGAUAAUUGAGGGCAAUGUUGAAGGAAAAUUUGGUAUUUUCCCCGAUGGCUAUUUGUUCGUGAAGUCUCAACUGGAUAGGGAAGAAAAGGACUAUUAUUCUCUGACAAUCGCCUGCAAGGAUGCUGGCGAGCCGUCGCGUUCGUCUGUAGUGCCGGUGAUCAUUCAUGUCAUCGACGAGAAUGACAAUGCCCCGCAGUUUACCAAUCAAACGUUUACCUUCAGCAUACCCGAGAACGAGCCGGUUGACUCAUUUGUUGGCAAGUUGACCGCAUACGAUCGUGACAUUGGCCGCAAUGCAGAGUUGAUAUUCUCUUUGUCGUCGCAGGAGGCUGACUUUACAAUUGAUUCGCGCAACGGUUUCAUUAAGACACUGCAUCCGUUCGAUCGUGAGGAGCUGGUGCAGAAUCAAAAUCAGAAUUUCCUUCAAUUGGAGGCGAUCGUCAGUGAUAAUGGGCUGCAGAGAUUGCGCGAUAAAGUCAAAGUGAGGAUCUUCAUUACGGACGUUAAUGAUAAUGCCCCGCAAUUUUUGCGGGCGCCAUACAAAGUGCAGAUAUCUGAGGGAUCUGGUGUUGGGACACAGGUCAUUCGCGUAUACACGAUCGAUGCAGAUGAGGGUCUCAAUGGCGAUGUGUAUUAUUCGAUAAUCGAUGGCAAUCAGGAUGGACGGUUUGCCAUUGAUGACGCAACGGGUCAGGUUUCGCUUGCAAAACAAUUGGACCGCGAAACAAAGGCCACUUACAAAUUGACAGUGGUUGCGAGGGAUGCAGCUUUGAAGGGGCAGCUGUCAGCAAGUACGACGAUUAGUGUGGAAGUGUUGGAUGAGAACGAUGAUGCGCCAGAGUUCACGCAGACCGACACACAAAUUUCAGUGAAGGAAACUAGUCCCAUUGGCACAGAGUUGAUGAAGUUCAGAGCAAGCGAUUCGGAUCUGGGGAUGAAUAGCCAGGUGACGUUUUCGAUAUCGGCGGGCAAUCGAAAGGAUACAUUCCACAUUGAUCCAAUAAGUGGGUCUUUGUAUUUGCACAAAUUUUUGGAUUAUGAAGAUACAACGAUGUAUAUUUUGAAUAUCACUGCGUCAGAUGGGGGCACACCGCGUCUGUCUACCACCAUCAUGUUCACGGUAAAUGUUGUGGAUGAAAAUGACAACCCACCAAACUUCCCCAAUACAGCCAUCGUGCGGCAGAUAAAAGAGGGAAUCGCCAUCAAGACUCCUAUUGUUACUGUGACAGCUGAAGAUCCGGAUUCGGGAGCGAAUGGAAAAGUGACGUAUGCGAUUUCCAAACAAGAACCUGAAGUUUCUGGUGGCAGACAUUUUGGAAUCAACGGAACUACCGGUGUUAUUCACACUUUGCGACAAAUAGAUCGAGAGACAAUUGACACCUUCCGAUUGACAGUUGUGGCCACCGAUCAAGCUGAUCCACCAGCGAAGAGGCUUUCGGCCGAGAAAAUCGUGACCGUGAUAGUCGAGGACAUCAAUGACAAUGCACCUGUUUUUGUGUCCAUGAAUGCAGCCAUCCUCCCCUUGCACAGCAAAAACCACGUGAUUCCGGGUCGAGAUGGAUCGGUGAUUAUGUACGUCAAUGCCCGUGACGCAGAUUCCAGUACUAACGGCUUAGUAACCUACGAAAUGGUCAGCGGCAACACUGAUUUAUUUAAACUGCACCGUAACACCGGAGCAAUUUCCCUUCAACGCCCAAUCGCCAAUCCUGAAGUCCGAUAUCCGUUUACGUUGAAAGCCACCGACGAAGCGGUCCAAUCCGAACGCAAAAGUUCCGAUGCGUACAUUACGAUAAUUGCAACUUCGGCAAUCAAUAACGGUCCGGUAUUCGAUCAACACGAACUAAGCGGCAAUGUUAACGAAAACGAACCAACGGGAACGUAUAUUUUGACGGUUAAUGCAAGUCUCAAUUCGGCCGAGAUUGAGUUUUACGUGACAAACGUGACAAGUGUUGGUAUAAAUGGCGGCCCGAAUAAACAAGUUGAUCGUCUAUUCGACAUCGAUACAAAGUUGGGAAUUCUAUCGACUGCCAAGGAAUUAGAUCGUGAGUCUGGAGUUGAUAUGUACGAGAUUGAAGUCUAUGCAAUUGCAUUGGGCGGUGCACUCAGGACCACAAGUACUAAGGUGAAAGUAAGUGUAAAUGACAAAAACGACAGUCCACCAGUAUUUCGUGAUGUUCCGCUGCAAUUCAGUGUUAGCGAAGAUCUUGGAGCUGGUCAUACGGUUGCAACAAUUCGUGCUACUGAUCCAGACACACUUGGAACUCUGACCUAUACCAUGAUCAAUGGGGACGAUGGUAAAUUCUUACUUGAACCGGACACUGGUAAAUUACGCCUAAAGGACGCUCUGGAUCGUGAAACCAAAGAUGUUUAUCACCUGAUUAUACGUGUCACCGAUGGUGUACAGCAUACAGAAACCACUGUUAUCGUACAGGUUACGGACACAAACGACAAUCCGCCGGUAUUCUCGGAAGCAGUGUACUCAUUUGACAUACCGGAGAACGCACCACGAGGCUAUCAGGUCGGUGUUAUCUCGGCGACGGAUCCAGAUUUGGGUAAUAAUGCAAUGGUCUCGUAUACGGUAAUCUCCGAUUGGGCUAAUGAUGUGUUCAGUCUGAAUCCGCAAACUGGUGUCUUUACGCUGACAGCUCGUCUUGAUUAUGAGGAGGUGCAACAUUAUAUUCUGGUUGUGCAAGCUCAAGAUAAUGGUCAUCCAAGUUUAUCGACCACAUUAACGGUCUACUGUAAUGUUCUUGAUUUAAACGAUAAUGCACCAGUAUUUGAUCCUAUGAGCUAUUCAAAUGAGAUUUUUGAGAAUGUUUCGAUUGGGACACCAGUUGUAACAGUUAGCGCUACAGAUAUUGAUUCAGGAGAUAACGGUCGAAUUGAGUACAGCAUAACAGCGGGUGACGAUAAUGAUGAUUUUGAAAUUGCACAAAACGGUACAAUUCGUACGAAACGUGAACUCGAUCGUGAAGCAAAGAACUCGUACAAUUUAGUUGUGACCGCAAGAGAUUGUGCCAAGGAGCCCGAACAACGGAAGUUAUCUUCAACAGUACAGGUUACUGUUGUCCUGAAAGAUGUCAACGACGAAUCGCCCAUAUUCACCUCAGCCAACGAAACAUCUAUCAUGGAAAACAUCGCCGUCAAUACCGUUGUGAUGGCUGUGAAAGCCAUCGACCGCGAUGAGGGUCGCAACGGCUACAUCGAGUAUAUCCUAGCUUCUGAGCAAUCGGUGCCAUUCACACUGGGCCCCGUCGACGGAUUGUUGCGAGUCGCCGGCCGUUUGGAUCGCGAAAUACGUUCCAGUUAUUUGCUGAGUGUUACAGCCCGCGACCGUGGCGAACCACCACGUUCCACACAAACCCAAAUAUCCGCAAAGAUUCUCGACGAGAAUGACAAUAGCCCGGUAUUCGACCCCAAGCAGUAUAGUGCAUCGGUGGCAGAGAAUGCCAGUAUUGGAGCUAUGGUGUUGCAAGUGUCUGCGACGGAUAUUGACGAGGGCUCCAAUGGCAGGGUGCGGUUUUCCAUAGCAGCUGGUGACAAUAAUCGUGAUUUCAGUAUCAGCGAGGAUUCGGGUGUCGUGAGAGUUGCCAAGAAUCUGAAUUACGAGAGGAAAUCCCGAUAUGUGCUGACCGUACGUGCGGAAGAUUGUGCUGCUGAUGUUGCUGGAGCUGCAGUCGAGACCAGAUACGAUACUGCCGAAUUGACUAUAGUCAUCACCGAUAUCAACGAUAACCCGCCGACAUUCUUGGAUUCACCUUACUUAGCUUAUGUGAUGGAAAAUGUUAUUCCACCAAAUGGAGGCUAUGUUAUAACAGUUAAGGCCUACGACGCCGAUACACCGCCGUUUAACUCGCAAGUUCGUUACUUCCUCAAGGAAGGCGAUGCCGAUUUGUUCCGCAUUAAUGCAUCAACUGGCGAGAUAUCCUUGCUGCGUGCCCUCGACCGUGAGAUGCAAGCCGAAUACACACUCACCCUGGUUGCCAUGGAUACUGGAUCUCCACCAUUGACCGGGACUGGCAUUGUUCGAGUUAUCGUUCAGGAUAUGAAUGAUCAUCGUCCGGAAUUUGCUCGCCAAUCAUACCAUGCAACGGUACAAGAGAAUCUUCCAAUUGGCACAAAAGUCCUUCAUCCAGUUGCAACAGACAAGGACACUGGAUUGAAUGCUAAGAUCCGUUUUAGUUUACUUGGUGAAAAAAUGGAGAAAUUCCACGUGAAUCCUGACACCGGAGAGAUCACUACUGCUGCAAUCCUUGAUCGAGAAGAUGUUUCGGUGUACUACCUCACUCUGAUGGCUCAAGACAGUUCUGCAACGGAACCACGUGCUUCCACUGUCAAUCUCACUGUCACUAUUCUUGAUGUCAAUGAUAAUGCUCCGUCUUUUGAAAGCUCUUAUUUUGAUGUCUAUGUUCCGGAUAAUAUCCGCAGUGGUGAAUUUAUAUUUGGAGCUAAGGCUGUUGACUUGGACGAUGGAGCAAAUGCUGAGAUCAUAUACUCAAUAAGUGGAAACGAUUCGGAUAAGUUCGAUAUCAACAAGAAGUCUGGAGUAAUCAAAACCAAAGUUGAGCUCGGUGGAGGUGGAAGUAAUCGGGCUUAUUCAAUCGUAAUGCAUGCCACGGAUAGAGGGACAGAUCCUCGAACUGCCAAAGCAACUCUCAAGAUUCAAUUAAGUCAAGCUCAGAAGUUCCCAACUUUCUCGUAUAUGUCCAAGACUCAAUUCACUCUGUCCGAAGACGUCACCGAAGGCAAGUUGAUAACUAAAAUUCAAGCUUCAUCUCCCAAACGAGAUGCAUCAGGGAAUAUAAGGUAUUCAAUUGCCGGUGGAAACAUCGAUGACGCAGUUCGAAUCAGUCCUGAAACUGGAGAAACAACUAUUGGCCGGGAUGGAUUGGACUAUGAAACGGCACAUCAAUAUGAAAUUUGGAUCGAAGCUGCUGAUUCGGACUCACCUAGUCUGCGGAGUGUCAUGUUGCUGACAAUCGACGUUACCGAUGCUAACGACAAUGCUCCAGUAAUGGAGAAACUGAUCUACAACACCCAAGUUCUCGAGGAAGAGCCGUCGGACGUGUUCAUUGCAAAAGUCAAGGCUAUCGACCGAGAUUCAGCUGAGAAUGGAGAAGUCACUUAUCGACUGGUUGAUGAUUAUCGGCAAACCUUCGAGAUUGACGCACACAAUGGUGAAAUAUACGCCAUCACCCGUUUGGAUCGGGAGCGGAUAGCUUCGUACGAACUGAUUGUAGAAGCUCUCGACCAGGGAAUUCCCCAAUUGACUGGCAGUGCCAGUGUGAUUAUCACAGUAUUGGACAAGAACGACAAUCCUCCAAGGUUUACAAGGCUAUUCAGUGUAAAUGUGACCGAGAAUGCUGAAAUUGGAAGCUUUGUCAUCAAAGUUACUUCAUCGGAUCUAGAUACCGGAGUGAAUGCCAAUGCAACCUAUAGUUUCAGUGAGAAUCCCGGUGAAAAGUUCAUCAUUGAUCCCAUAACUGGAAAUGUUUCCGUUGCCGCUCACCUGGAUCGUGAGCAGCAGGAUGAAUAUUUGCUGAAGGUGGCAGCUUCCGAUGGUGCCUGGCGCUCAGAAACCCCCUUAACGAUCACCAUUCAAGAUCAGAAUGACAACGCUCCAGAAUUCGAACACAGCUAUUACAGUUUUAACUUCCCAGAGCUACAGAGACCAGUGGCAUUUGUGGGACAAGUGAUCGCUACCGAUCGUGACAAGCAAGGACCCAAUUCAGUGAUUUCGUACUCACUCCAACACCCAUCGGACCUAUUCACAAUCGAUCCAGCAACUGGAGAAGUCUACAGCAAGCGCACAAUAGGAUACAAACACUCCCAAAUCGAGUCUUCUCCAGAAAAUAUGUACUCCAUGACUGUCCUCGCCACGGAUAACGGCAAGCCUCCCAUGUACUCGGAGUGUCUGGUGAACGUCAAUGUCGUCGAUGCUAAUAACAAUCCUCCUCGCUUCGAAUCCCGGAGUUAUUUGUCACCGGUUCCUGAAGAUGCCAAGGCUGGUCAGAAGAUCGUUCAAGUUGUUGCCAAAGAUAAGCUUGAUUAUGGUGUUAACGCUGAGAUCGACUAUUCGAUUGUCGGUGGUAAUGGAAGCUCGUACUUCACUAUCAACAAGCAGGAUGGUUGGAUUUCGGUUUCGAAGCCAAUAGCUGUCUCAACAAAUACAGCGUUUGCCUUGAGGAUUAAGGCAGUUGAUCGAGGUGUCCCACCACAAAGUGAUGAAGUCCUAGCUACUAUCAUCGUAACUGGGGAGAAUAACUUUGCACCAGAGUUUACUGCGCUGAGUUAUCAAGUCAUUGUUGCCGAAAACCAACCAAUAGGAGCGAAGAUCGUCACGGUAGAAGCAUCAGAUCGAGAUGAUGGUCCAAACGGCAUGAUCCGCUACUCGAUAUCUGGAGGCAAUGAAAGGAAAGAGUUCACUGUUGAUGCCGUCACUGGUGCGGUAACGAUUCUUCAACCACUCGACUAUGACCAAAUCAAGGUAUAUCGUUUGAACAUCACCGCUGAAGACUUGGGUUUCAAGCCCAGGGAAGCUGUGGCCAUGUUGACUGUGAUCCUCACUGACAUCAAUGACAAUGCUCCAGAAUUCAAUCAGUCGAAGUAUCAUUCAUAUCUGGCAGAAAAUCAACCCCCGAAUACGUUCGUCUUCCAGGCACAUGCAACCGACAAGGAUUCCCCCAUCAAUGCUGUUAUCCGGUACUCGAUCACCGGUGGAACUGGCCGUAAUCUCUUCAAGAUCGAUCCAAACGAUGGCAUGAUUAACUCAACAGCCAGCUUUGACUAUGAAGAGAAGAAGGAGUACUUGUUGCAAGUUCUCGCCCAGAAUCCCGAUUCAGUGAUGCAAAGCUACGCCGAGGUUAUUGUCCACAUCACUGGGGUCAACGAGUAUUACCCACAGUUCAUACAGCCGGUCUUUCACUUCGAUGUCUCAGAAUCGGCUGAAGUUGGAACGGUUAUUGGAUCUAUUCAAGCCACGGACAAGGAUGCCGGUGAAGACGGAAAGGUCUACUACCUUCUAGUCGGUUCGAGCAACGACAAAGGUUUCGGAAUAAAUGCAGAAACUGGAGUUAUGUUUGUCUCAAGAAACCUUGAUCGUGAGACCCAAAGCCGAGUUGUUUUGACAGUUCUAGCGAAGAACUUCGGUGGAAUUCGUGGCAAUGAUACCGAUGAAGCUCAAGUUAUCAUUUCUAUUCAAGACGGUAACGAUCCUCCAGAGUUCCUAAAUCACAUCUACGAGGCAAAGAUAUCUGAGGGAGCAUCGAUUGGAACAAAGGUGACCACAGUCAAGGCCGUGGAUAAGGAUGUUCGUCCACAAAAUAACCAAUUUAGCUACUCGAUCAUUAAUGGAAAUAUUAAUCAAGCAUUCAAGGUCGAUCCACAGAGCGGGCAGAUCGAAACAGCAAAGAUGCUCGACCGGGAGACUAUCCCAACUUAUAAUUUGAUUCUAGGAGCUAUUGAUACGGGUCUUCCACCGCAAACAGGCACAGCCACCGUGAAGAUAGACCUCCUCGAUGUCAAUGACAAUGGCCCCAUCUUCGAUGCUAACGGAGUAAUUGGAUAUGUUUCGGAAAAUGAACCAGCUGGAACAACGAUCAUGACACUUUCUGCCAACGAUCCUGAUCUUCCGCCAAAUGGAGGACCGUUUACCUAUUACCUUGUUGGUGGUAGACACAAGGCUAUGGUCAGUAUUGACAAGCACUCAGGCCUCAUGAAGACAACUCGCAGCAUUGACCGAGAAGUAACUCCAAGUUUGGAGAUCAUCGUCGAGGUCGAGGACAACGGAAAGCCAAAGAUGAAGUCCCAACACACGAUUACCGUGAAUAUCCUCGAUCAGAAUGACAGUCCCUCAACUCCACGAAUGGUCCAUGUUCUGCUGAACGUUUUCAACAACGAAAUUCCGAUCGGAAAAAUUGCUGAUGUUCAUCCAAAUGACCCCGAUACCACAGGUGAUUACAAAUGCCGCAUUAAGCCAGAUUCUCAGGGCAGUCUUUUGGGCAUCCUUACAAUCCCUGCCAAAUGCGAUCUACACACAACAACAAAGACCGCAACUCAUGGGUAUUCGUAUUUUGUAUCGGGAAACGAUGGAAAACACAAUGAUGUCACCUCCACGGUUACAGUGGAGUUCCGGGGCUUUGAUAAUACCACCGUAGCCAAUUCGAUCACUAUCAAUGUUGACAAUAUGACGGCAGAAACUUUUCUCUCGACUUACUAUCGCAGCUUUUUAGAUGUCCUUAAGUCCAGCUUAGAUCAGGGAGAUGAAUACAAUCUUUACAGCAUAAGGAACACCAUGAACCAGACUGGUUUCCAGGUGGCACUAGCGCUACAGACUUCAAGUCAAAGCUACCGAUCACCGAGGUACAUCACAGAGCGUCUGAACAAGAAGUUAGAGACCAUAGAAAGGCUUCUGCAAUCACCGGGACGAGUAAAGAUCGGCUUUACACCAUGUUUGGGCGUUAAUACAUGCGACAAUGGUGGCGUCUGUAGUGAAGACUUCAGGGUUCAUGAUACAAGGUCCUUAAACAUUGUGGACAGUCAGUCGCUGAUAUUCACCGCACCUCUCGUGACUCAUGAUUUCAUCUGCAAAUGCCCAGAUGGAUACACUGGACGACAAUGUGAGAAACGUCAAGAUCCUUGCUCUCCCAAUCCUUGUCAAGCCAACGGCCAGUGCAGGAGACAGGGGUAUGACUUCCAGUGUACAUGCUCACCACACCGAGAAGGAAAAUUCUGUCAGCUAGAGAGAGGAGAUGUCUGUGCAGAAAGCCCUUGUAGAAAUGGAGGGUCUUGCCGGGAAAGCCCUGAUGGAUCAUCAUUCUUCUGCCUCUGCAGACCUGGUUACCGAGGAAAUCAAUGUGAGCACAUAGCAGACUCAUGCAGACCAAAUCCCUGCCUUCAUGGAGGAUUGUGCGUUGCUCUCAAGCCAGGCUAUAAAUGCAGUUGUGUGGGUGGACGGUACGGUAGGCACUGCGAGAAGACUACCUUCGGGUUUGAAGAACUCUCUUUCAUGGCUUUCCCCUCACUGGAUGCUGCUACAAAUGACAUUUCCAUCAUCUUUGCCACAACCAAGCCCGAUGGUCUACUCCUAUACAACUAUGGUAUUCAAAGUGGAGGACGAUCAGACUUUGUGGCGAUCGAAGUCGUCAAGGGAAAGGCCUUAUUUUCAUUUGGCGGAGCACGUACGGCCAUCACGACGGUUGUGGUAGGAAGUGGAACUAACAAUACGCUUGCAAAUGGAAAAUGGCAUAAGGUGACUGCCACACGUAAUGGACGAGUUAUCUCACUGAGUGUAGCCAAAUGUACAGAGAACGGAGACGUCUGUGAAGAGUGUCGACCUGGAGAUUCCAAUUGCUAUGCUGAUGAUGUUGGACCUUCUGGUACCUUGAAUUUCAACAAACAGCCUUUAUUGGUUGGAGGCCUUUCGACAGCUGAUCCUGUUCUAGAACGACCUGGGCAGAUACACACCGAUGAUCUAGUUGGAUGUGUCCACAGUGUAUCUAUUAAUGGACGUCUUUUGAAUAUGAGCAGUCCUCUGAAGCAACGAGGAGUUCGUCCCACCUGUAAUCGCAACAACAAUGGUGGACCAUGUCAGCAGGGUCUUCCAUCCGAUCCAGCUCUGUCACUUUGUGGAACCUUCGGAAUCUGCAUGGAUCGAUGGCAUACGGCUAUGUGUCAAUGUGGGGGAAAUCUCCUUUCUCCUGAUUGCUAUAGCUCUCUCGAACCAAUUUCGAUCUCCGAUGGAGGUUUUGUGGAAUUUAAAAUUUCCGAGAAACAUAGAAGAAUGCAGCUAUUGGACAAUUUGUAUGGAGGAAAUAACGUUUGGACCUAUGACGUUGAGUCUCGAAGACGUCGCUUCACUGUGAACAAUGACAACAUCACAUCCAUGGCUCAGAUCGGUGAUCCACCAAAAACUCUAAGCUUAGUCUUUAGAACAGUUCAGAUGAACGGAAUCAUUCUUUUCGCUGCUACCAACAAACACUUCACCUCGGUUGAACUAAGAUCUGGCAAACUUGUGUAUACCUCAAGACAGAGAACCUCAGUUAAUAUGACAGUUCAAGAACCAGAAAGCUUAUCCGAUGGCAAGUGGCAUAACUUAACACUGCACGCCUCUAAUCGGGUGCUGCGAAUCCUCAUUGAUGGCCAGAAAGUUGCAGACGAAUUGGAUUCCGCUGGUGUGCAUGACUUCCUUGACCCGUAUUUAACAGUUCUAUCAGUGGGUGGAAUUAGACGGGAAUUCCUGCAGCAAGAGACUAUGCCUGCCAGCUUUGAAGGUUGUCUGGCCAACUUUACCAUCAACAACGAAGUCCAGCCCUUCAAUGGUUCAGGCAGUGUUUUCAAUGAAGUUCUCUCGAGAGGAAAAGUCUUCCAGGGAUGUGUAGGAGUUCUUGGAAUCGGAGCAGCUCAAGUUGCAGAUCCUCUGAGCAUUGGCAUCACUUUGGUUAUUGUCUUCUUUGUUAUUCUUCUGGUGGCCAUCUUGGUAUCUUUUGUGGUGUUUCGAUUCCGAAAACAACAGAAGGAGAAGAGUGGUGGUCCUGGUGGAGCACCAGGUCUUCAGAGCAAACAAAAUGGAGGAUCAACUAUGCUUGGUAGCUCCGGACUCGGUGGUAAUAAUGGUGACUGUGUAAUGGCCAGAGGUCUACACUCCAACGAUCCCAGCGUAGGGUAUCAUGGAGACAACGGAGAUCUGAUUCGAGGUGUUGGUGGGCAUCACAUGGUUGGGCCAGAGCUAAUAUCGAAGAAAUACAAAGAGCGUGAGAUUGGUCCCGGGGAGCAUCAGCGACCACAAAGACCUGAUAUCAUAGAACGUGAAGUUGUUAGCAAGAGUCCACCCCUCCGAGAUGAGCAUCAUCCUCCAAUACCACCACCAAGCCAAUCACACCAUCCUCACGACCAUCCUGGAUCAGUGGAUCUUGGUUCCGAGUUUCCGGAACACUAUGAUCUUGAAAAUGCCAGCUCCAUAGCUCCCUCUGACAUCGAUAUUGUGUACCAUUACAAGGGCUAUCGGGAAGCGGGUGGGGUAAGAAAAUACAAGGCAACUCCACCGCCUGUAGCAUCUUACACGCACCACAAGCACCAAGCAUCUCCAGCACAACAACAACACAGACAUUCUCCUCACCAUGGAGGCCCUUACGCACCCAGAGUUCCACCACAAGCUAGUCAGCCUCCACCGUCCAGCACACCACGUCCCCAUCAGAGCACUCCAUUGGCGAGGCUAUCACCCAGCUCCGAACUGAGCUCCCAACAGCCACGCAUCCUUACGUUACACGACAUCUCAGGGAAACCUCUUCAGAGUGCUCUGCUAGCAACAACUUCCAGCUCAGGUGGAGUUGGUAAGGAUGCUCUUCACAGCAACAGCGAGAGAAGUCUCAAUAGUCCUGUAAUGUCACAACUCUCUGGACAGAGUUCCAGUGCUAGCCGCCAAAAGCCGGUGGUGCAACCUCAGUCAACUCCACAGGCCCCUAUGGGCCUCACAGCCGAAGAAAUCGAACGUUUGAACGUGCGACCGAGAACAUCCAGUCUUGUGUCGACGCUGGAUGCAGUGUCCAGCAGCAGUGAGGCUCCUCGUGUGCCUGGUGGUGCCCAUCACCUCUCCCUCGGAGUGCAUCAUUCAGCCGAUGUCGAUGCCCACAGUUCCACAUCAACGGACGAGAGUGGCAACGACAGCUUCACAUGCUCUGAAAUCGAGUAUGACAACAACAGCAUCAGUGGAGAUAAAUACACAAAGAGUGGUGGUGAAGAUGAUCGCCGUGGCAACGAAAGUGUCACAAACUCCAACAAAGCACCACCCAUGCCGCCACCCUCCUACGAUGGAUUCGAUUCCUCGUUCCGAGGCUCCCUCAGUACUCUAGUCGCUUCCGAUGAUGACCUAUCCACGCACAUGGGUGGCAUCUACCGUCAGCCAAAUGGUGCUGCCUCCCCAUCCACAACUACCCUCGGAUGGGACUACCUCCUUAAUUGGGGUCCAAAUUUUGAAAGUCUGAUGGGUGUCUUCAAGGACAUUGCUGAGCUUCCCGACUCGGUGGGAGAACAUCAUCCGCCAUCACUCAGGAUACCAGCCAGUGUACAAAAAGCCUCCGAAGAAUAUGUAUAGGUGUAGAUUUAGAUGCUGCCAACAUCAAGGUUUAUGUAUAUAGAAGAACGAAAUUAUUUUUACUUUAAUAAACACACAAGCUGUUUUGUAUUAUUCUAGAUUAGAACCAUAUUAAUGUAGUUUUAACAUAGACAUCAACCCAAUUGUUGAUAAUAUUUUUCAUUAAAAAAUUUGUCUAAUAAUUUUUUGGGCUUCCAUUGACAAAUCCUAAACAAAAACACACAACGAACAAAAUAAAAAGACAUCCUAAUAAUAUUUUUGUCUUAAUUAAACUUUAAUUCAUAGUUUAUAAAUACAACAAAGUAAUACUUUAUUGUGAAUAACCUUGUAUCAAGGUUCGAAUCCUAAAUACAAUAAAAUUAACAAUAGAUUACCACAAUGUUUAAGGUUUGUGCAUCUGAUAGUUUUUGUAUUUUAAUUUUUCUUAUAAGAAUAAUUAUUUUUAAUUUUUGUUUUAAAUCAUAUUUUUCUCCAAAGUGGCAUGAGAAGUAUUCGAAUUAAUAAAAACAAAUUAAAUUAAAUAGCUAACACCUCAUUAAAGUUAGUUUCUUAGGAUACAUAUAUUAUUUUACUUUUAUUUUGUUAAAAUCACAGACUAAAAUUUCCCGUGUGCUAUAUUAAAUAUAAAACAUAUUAACAAAAAAGGAAAAACUAAAUAUUUAAACAAAAAUCUUGCCAUAAGAUUUACAAAUAUGUAAAUUUUCGAGAUGCAAAUUAACUUUGUGUAUAAAUUAAAUAAUUUUUUGGAAAAAAAUUCAAUCAACAAUUUGAAAAACAUACAAAAUACGAAACGGUAAAUUUAAGUUAGAUUUUGUUGAAUGUAAUAAUAGAUUUUAUUUUUAAGUAGUUCACUAUAAAUUUUAUAAAUAAACAAAAAACAAAAAAUAAUGUUUUUUUUUAAAUUAAGUUACGAAAUAAUAAAUUGUAUUAAAAAUGAAAAAAAA